Messenger RNA from Thamnophis elegans (Western terrestrial garter snake), 1514 nucleotides. RefSeq names its product lysosomal acid glucosylceramidase-like. Gene Ontology annotation, biological process: glucosylceramide catabolic process. The record is from RefSeq and is a predicted model, not a curated record. NCBI's taxonomy places the organism in Eukaryota, Metazoa, Chordata, Lepidosauria, Squamata, Natricidae. Gene Ontology annotation, molecular function: glucosylceramidase activity.
GAAGCAGAGCCUGCAAUCGGAAGUAUUUUGGCGUGGACGCAUUGUGUGUUUGUAACAGUACCUAUUGCGAUACCCAGGAUCCUGUCCAUCUCCCUCCCUUGGGUCAGUUCGUCGUGUACGAAAGCAGCAAAUCCGGGAACCGACUGGAACGCAGAGAAGGUUAUUUCCAGAACAAAACGACCAAUCCAGGCAUCCUCCUGAUUUUGGAGUCGGCCCAGCGGUAUCAGAGUAUAAAAGGAUUUGGCGGCUCUGUCACUGAUUCUGCCUCCAUCAACAUCCUGGCUUUGUCGCCGAAUGCCCAGAGAAAUUUACUACGCUCUUACUCGGAGGAAGGGAUCGAAUACAAUCUCGUGCGUAUGCCGAUGGCGAGUUGCGAUUUCUCUAUCCGGCCGUACACUUACGAUGAUUUCCCGUGCGACUACGAGUUGAAGAAUUUCAGCCUAGUUUUAGAAGACCUCCAAAUGAAAAUCCCCAUUGUGCAUCGGGCCAAGGCUAUGUCAAGGAAGCCCAUCUCCCUCAUGGCAAGUCCAUGGACUGCUCCGAUUUGGAUGCAAAGCAACGAGGACUGGAAGGGGGAAGGUGCUGAAAGGGCAGGCAGGAGAUUCCAUCCAAAAACCUGGGCUUCCUAUUUUGUCAGGUUUCUAGACGAAUACGCCAAGCAGAAUUUAACCUUCUGGGCUAUCACAGCUCAAAACGAGCCUUCUUCUGGAUAUGUGAAAAAUUAUCCUUUCCAGACUCUGGGCUUCACCCCGGAAUCACAACGCGACUUCAUUGCCCUGGAUCUCGGCCCCGCCCUGGCACGCAGUUCCCACAAUAUCCGGUUAAUUAUCUUAGACGACAACCGAAUCCAUCUCCCUCGAUGGGCCAAAGUGGUUUUGAGCGGGGAGAGCCAAGCCUAUCGCUACAUUCAUGGCAUCGUCCACUGGUAUAUGGAUUUCAUCAGCCCCGUCAAGGGCACGUUGGAAGCCACCCAGCGUAUUCCUGACUAUUUCCUGAUUGCCACGGAAGCCUGCGCUGGUUCUUACUUUUGGGAGCAGGAUGUGAUCCUGGGAUCCUGGGAUCGAGGGGAGGACUACAGCCAUAGCAUCUUGGAGAACCUGAAUAACCACGUCGUCGGUUGGAUCGACUGGAACCUGGGCCCUGGAUUUACAAGGAGGCCCCACUGGGUGAAGAACUACGUCGACAGCCCGAUCAUUGUGGACCAGAGCAGCGACAUUUUCUACAAGCAGCCCAUGUUUUAUCACCUGGGGCACUUCAGCAAGUUCAUUGUUGAAGGAUCCCAGCGCAUUGGGCUGACGAUGGUUAAACGUGGCUUUCGUUGCAACCUGGAACAUGUUGCGGUGCUUCGUCCCGACGGAUCGGCUGUGGUGGUGGUCCUUAAUCGGUCUUCGUUCAACCUCACCUUCGGAAUUUACGAUUCGGUUGGUGUUAUUUCAGCCCAAAUCCCUGCCAACUCCAUCCAGACGUAUCUCUGGCGGCGUCAGUGAAGAAGGGAGUAUCGUACUGGGUACCAG